Meyerozyma guilliermondii ATCC 6260 is the source of this 582-nucleotide messenger RNA. RefSeq lists its product as uncharacterized. The coding region runs from base 1 to 582 and encodes 193 amino acids. The transcript has a single exon. The record is from RefSeq and is a predicted model, not a curated record. Lineage: Eukaryota; Fungi; Ascomycota; Pichiomycetes; Serinales; Debaryomycetaceae.
AUGCUGAGCAUACGACGAAGUCUUGAGAUUGAGAAAAGUGAUUUUUUCACAGUACGGACAGAGCCCGCAUCGGGUGGGAUUGUAUGGAAGACCAUUCGAUUCAUCCAUUUCAUAGCGCACAAACUGAGGCUCGUACGGACGACUAAUGUGAAAAUUGGGGUUCUUCUCGUACUUGAUAUUGUGGUACGGUUGCAAAGACGUGAGCGACAACCGAAGAUAACAAUUUCGGUUGAUUUUACAAAUCGACUGGAGCUCCUCAUUGUAUAUCUUGACGGUUUUGUUUCUGUUCUCGUCCAUCUGUUGAGCAGUGAUAUCAUUUCGAGCAGUAUUGAUCAACUCUGGACACGGAACCACAACCGUGGGAAUCAACUCCGACUGGUACUCAAUCUCAAACUCUGGCGGAGCAGUGUUCUUGCUUCCCUUGGCUCGUUUCUUGAUACACGCUGGAGCAGGAAAAGCUUUGAAUUCGAGGGCACAGUCGGCGUAAUCAUACAUUCCUGCGAACGGAAGGUUGAUGGACUCGAUUGCGAGUUCUGUUCCAGUGGGCAAUACACUAUAAUUCUGAACAUUGUUCUCGUGUGA